Messenger RNA from [Torrubiella] hemipterigena, 705 nucleotides. The record is from the annotation of a GenBank genome assembly. Lineage: Eukaryota; Fungi; Ascomycota; Sordariomycetes; Hypocreales; Clavicipitaceae.
AUGGACCAAGCCGUCGAGGGCGGGCGAUUGCCUCUAGAAACAUGGUUUUGGGAAAUGCCCGUUUGCACACGCUGGUGGACAGCUGCCACAAUCAUCACGAGUGUCCUGGUGCAAUGCCGCGUGGUAUCUGCACUUCAGCUCUAUUAUAGCUUCAGAGCCGUCUUUUCAAAAUCACAGUAUUGGCGAUUAUUGACGACGUUUCUCUACUUCGGACCCCUCUCGGUCGAUCUGUUAUUCCAUGUAUAUUUCCAGCAACGAUACGCGCGCCUCCUCGAAGAGUCUGCUGGCCGUUCGACAGCACACUUCUCAUGGUUGUUAUUCUAUGCCAUGGGUAGCCUGAUCGCCUUAUCACCAAUCGUAUCCAUGCCCUUCUUAGGACAUCCUUUGUCGUCGACAUUGGUGUAUAUCUGGUCGCGGAGGAAUCCUGACGCCCAAUUAAGUUUUCUUGGCUUAUUAGUUUUCAGUGCCCCAUACCUACCCUGGGUUCUGAUGGGCUUUAGUCUCUUCAUGCACGGUACCAUUCCUCGCGACGAAAUGAUGGGCGUCGUUAUCGGCCAUAUCUGGUAUUUCUUCACUGACGUCUACCCGCCUCUGCACAACGGGCAUCGCCCGCUGGAUCCGCCAAACUGGUGGCGAAGAUUAUUUGAGGGGCCAAGACAGGAGACGACUGCCGAAGCGAUCGAUCCUGUAGAAGAAACUCAUUAA